AUGGCCUACCGAAACGGUCGCUCUCGAUACCGAUCCGAGGUUGAGGCAGAAGCCGCCUCCAGGUCGAUCGCCUUAUCUGACCUGUCUCAGGAUUUAGACGGUAGGAAGGCCAUCGUGUUUCUGGAAUGGAAGAAAGGUGAUGCUAUUGCCGCAGCUACAGUGCCCCAGAUCAACUCUUCGAUACCCGAGCUGUACCCUGGGUUCGACAAGAUCACCGAAGUAUUCGACGUCCCAGACACUUUUCUCGAAGAGCGUCUGCAUCAUGGCGCUUACUCAUUUGGCUCGGCGCGACAAGGGCACUUGCAAAGGAUCUGGAGCCAUUUUUUGCUGAAGUAUAUCGGAACUGUUGACUUUUUGGACGCCGACUACGAGUCAUCGCUAUGGUCCAAGUCGUCUUUUCUUCUUUCGUGGGAUACCAGGACAGGCUUCUCCUCUCUCGACGACUCAGCCUCCUCGCCCACUGCAAGUGGUCUCCAAAUGGCUCAGGUGACACUGAUCUGCUUCGGUGCCUUUCAGGAUUUGAAGCAUCAAUUCGACAGCUUGCGUUUCUCAAACUCCUGGGAAGUUGUUUUACAGGAUCCACACCUGCUUCUCACUUACAUCUACGACUCUUGGUACAAGCGGGUGGAUAAGACAGUGUGGUUUGCAAAUGGUCGAGGGCGAGGGAUAGAGGAGGCAAGUCAUUCUGUGUCCGUCAUUCCCAAGUCCAAAAAGGCUGAUAUGAACCAGCAAGCUGUGCGAGAAACUUCAGACAAGGUAUUGACAAAGGAAGAAUCAAAGGUAAAUCUUGAACAUCUCUAUCGAAUUACUCAGACCGUGAUAUACCUGCGAGAAGGACUUGAUGCCACCAUAGCUUCGCUAAGCUUGGCCGCUGAACACUGUCGAAAGUCACCUCGGCAGAAGGAUUCGCACCUGCUGCGAGAUAACGUGCUGUCGCAGCUCCAGUACCGCCGCGAAAUGCUCAGAUCCACGCGCUUGAGACUUAUCAGCCUCCAUGAGCGGCUCAAGAAUAUCAAUGAGAUUUCUUACCAUCUCGUUGCGAGGAGAGAUAGCUACGCAGCACAACGAAUCAGCGAGCACAUGAAAAAAGAGAGCUCAAGGAUGGCGGUUAUCGCAUUCAUCGGGAUUCUGUUCCUCCCUACGUCGUUGGUGGCUUCGGUGUUCGGUGCCGUACACGAUCAGAACUACACGAUGCAAAAAGCCUUUGCCAAAUUCGGGUAUCUGGUGGGAGCAGCAGUGCCCUUGACGUUGUUAACAGUAUUUCUUUACAGGCUGUUCGGUGAGACUGAAUCGAGACCCAUGGCAGAGAGAAGCGACAAUGGGAGAAACGAAGGCUUCGAACUGCGAAGCUUCAGGAGGCGGAUGUGGGGAAGAAGGACUGUGUCACACAUGGCGGAAGACGGUGACUUUCUCUGA
Messenger RNA from Exophiala spinifera, 1416 nucleotides. RefSeq lists its product as uncharacterized. The transcript has 4 exons. The record is from RefSeq and is a predicted model, not a curated record. Lineage: Eukaryota; Fungi; Ascomycota; Eurotiomycetes; Chaetothyriales; Herpotrichiellaceae. The coding region runs from base 1 to 1416 and encodes 471 amino acids.